Triplophysa dalaica is the source of this 2765-nucleotide messenger RNA. RefSeq names its product inhibitory synaptic factor 1 (gene insyn1). Gene Ontology annotation, biological process: inhibitory postsynaptic potential. NCBI's taxonomy places the organism in Eukaryota, Metazoa, Chordata, Actinopteri, Cypriniformes, Nemacheilidae. Gene Ontology annotation, cellular component: postsynaptic density. The record is from RefSeq and is a predicted model, not a curated record. The coding region runs from base 1661 to 2611 and encodes 316 amino acids. The transcript has 4 exons.
AAACUCCAGCCUCUUCCUCCCUCCAUCUGGCAGUGCGUACGGGAGAGAGAGGAGAGCGAGAGAGAGAGUGAGAGUGAGAGAGAGAGGACGGUGCGUGUGCGUCCACAGGGUUUCGAAUCACAGGCAGCUCCAGCAUCCCUCUCUCAGACAGAGUCUGUCGUCACGGGCGACAGGAGGUGUCUCAUCCGCUGUAGAGACGGAGCGUCGGCAGCCGGUGGUCGCCGCAGCAACAAGAGCAUCCAAGGAGUUCCUGGACUGUGGCUGGAAAGGCUGCCUGCUCGGCUAGGGGCUCGGAGAGGGAACGCGGGGCCAAUCUCCUCCCUCGCACCUCCUCUGCUGCUUCACUUUGUCAGUGAAGGACAGCUGUGGGCGAGCGUGAAUGAAUGGAUAGGGCUAGAGAUAAAAGAGUGGAAUCGUUGGGUUUGUGUGCGUGGCAAAGUGUGAGAGAGAAAUGAGUGUGUGAGCUGGUAUGUUUCUGUAUGAUGGUGAGUGACGCGGCUACUGAACGCACAGGAUGAUCUAAGCUCAGCCGAGCUGUAAACUGUUUCCCUUCAGCUCUGUUGGGAAAAGAGAAGAAGCAAACCAGCACAUUGUUUCUACUUCUGACCAGAGAAGAGGUGUCGCGUGAUAUUUUCUAGUGCCACUUAUUGGCAGCAACGAUUUUGGAGGGUCAAGUUCUGCUCUUUUAUUUUCUUCCCUUAUUCCCCGGAGCAAGAGACGUGGAAUUUACCUCCUCAUGACUUUUGAAGAACGCACAGCUGUUAUGAAGUGGUACCUUUUGGAUUUCACACAUCUUUAAAGGGAACUAGAUUGAGAUGCCAUUCCUGUCAACCAUUGCUGCAGAAUUUGUAAAGAAAUGACCAGAAGUAAAGCCUUCGGUUUAGAAGUCAAGGAUGUGCCAUUUAAUCUGACUUAAUUCCCUGCAAGGAAUGCACCACAACACAUUUGCUGGGAAGAGGAAAGCUGGAGUAUUUGGACACCUUUUGGUCACAUUUGGGUUUUGACUUUUAGUUCAGAAAAACAUUGACCCAAAACGUCUCCGAUUUUAAAAAGAGGUGUUCUUGAUCAGUAUUCAAAAACUGAAUGUAUUGCAAUGUUGGGAGUUUUCUUUUUCCACCUUGGUUGGAUUUUACGAUAGCUCAGAAUGGACCCUCUCUCAGCAUGAGGAUCUGUCUCUCUAUUGCACCAUGCACAAAUGAAUGCAAUCCUCCACAUGUCUACAUGGAAGAGAUUUCUGCUUCAUAGACAACAGCUUUCAAUUCCAGAUUACCCCUAAGGACCCAUACUGCCCAACACAUAUUUCCCAGAUACAAUGAAAUGAACCACCGCAUUGUGCGCAUUCCAUUUAUUUUCCCCGGAGUUUGGUGUAUGUUUCUUGGAUAUAACAGCCUAACCGUCCUUCAAUGAUUCCAGCACCUUCCGUUUCAACCACAUCCCUGAGAUGCCCCGCGGUACACAGCAAGAGGAGGCUUGACCCCAGACCCAGCGAGGUCUCUCGGCUGCCCAGGCGUUUUUAAGAUGUUGAACCCUCCCUGCACGGCCCGAGCCCCAGAUCGGAUCAGUAGCACUGCGGCUCCAGGUGGCCCCAGACAUGGAUCGUGGCUCGGCUUGCCCCUGCCCUCAGCGCUCCGCAACCCGGCCCGUGAGCAGCCUGUGAAGGAUGUCCCAGAGCGGAGCUCCGGCCCGGGAACCCUCUGAGACCCCCAGUCAGAGAGAACAGAUCCGCAGCCACAUGAAGAUGGUGAUCGUGCAGUUGGAAGGAAUUCUCAAAGAGCUGAAAGAUGUGGCGCACGAACUGCGGGAGGUGGUGGGUCAGAUUGACAAACUCACAUCGGAUCUCGACUUUGAUCUGGAUCCGGAUGAUUGGACGGUUGCUACAGCGAGCAGCACUUCCAGUAGUGAGCGUGGUCUGGGGGAGGCCUUCAGGUUGGACUUCCUCAGCCAGGACAUGCUCUCUGACAGCUGGGAAUUCUGCAACUUCCUGGAGGUCUCUAACACUGCAAAUCGGAAAGCACACAGGGACGAGGUGGACGAAAGCCGAGAAAGACCUUCGUCAACCCCGCCUAUGCCUGCCACCGCCAGCGUCUAUUCACAGAUGAACGGGGGUCUCCCCGUCCCUAACGGACCAUUAAUCAUCACCCCGGAUUCUUCCAGCGAAGAAGCAUCCAGCUCGACGUACAGUCAAAAAACCUCUCGAACCUCGGGGACGAGAGAGAGGGUCCGCUUCAGUGACAAGAUCCUCUACCACGCAUUGUGCUGUGACGACGACGAAGAUGAGGAAGAGGACGGCAGGGAGGACGAAGAUAAAGGGGACUGCGGGACCCCGGACACGGACAGUGAACCCAGCCCUUUGGCUUGUUCACCCACGCCCCCUCUGUCCUCCUCCGAUCACCCGUCUGGCCUUUAUAACUGUCGAGAAACGGCUUCCGCUGGGCCCUCACCUGUAAAGGUCGCAGUUGUGGGGUCUCACACAUUACCCAGGAAAGGUCUUCUUUACCCAGGCUGCCGGAAAAAACUGCUGCGAAACAGCAGCACGCAAACAGUAUCGGAUAAAAGCACUCAAACUGUAUUGCCCUACAUCCCCGCCAAACAGAAAACCAAGGACCUCUGAGAUAACGCCCAACUUUAAAUAUAAAAAAAAGAAUAAACUGAGGAAAUAUUACAAAGAACUCUAUACUAUUUAAUAUGAAAUACAUAGAUAAUAGAUUAAAAACAAAAAAACAAUAAAUAAAUUACUAAAUAAAUUAUAUAUGGGAAAAUUUCAA